This is a messenger RNA of Mytilinidion resinicola, 1998 nucleotides long. RefSeq lists its product as uncharacterized. The record is from RefSeq and is a predicted model, not a curated record. The transcript has a single exon. Lineage: Eukaryota; Fungi; Ascomycota; Dothideomycetes; Mytilinidiales; Mytilinidiaceae. The coding region runs from base 270 to 1715 and encodes 481 amino acids.
CCCCAAAAUCCCAACCACCACACGCAUAUCUGUAGCGCCACAGGGCUAAACCACCUUUUCUUUUACAAUCAACAUUCGUACUGCACUUCACGUCUGACUAAAAAUUAGAUCCUCCACCCUCAUCGUCAACACCGCCUUCUCGAAGUCUCAAGGCCGGCAUUCAUUCCGACUCCACGACCGACUGCAAACCACAUUCCACCACCUGAGCCUAGGCUCAAGCCUUCGGGCGAACCACAUUCCUCCUACAAUCACUUCACGGAAACCAAACUAUGGCGCCCCUCCCAGCAUCCCUCCUCUCCCUACUGCCUCGCAACCUCAUCUCCUCGGCCACAUCAACUACCGACCUAGACCCGCGCAACCCAUCCGAUCUCUCGCCCAUCGCAGUCCAUGAUCUACACCACCGCCUCUCCAAGCGUUUCCAAACUGCCGACUUCAGUGCAGGCGUCAAGCCAGCCAACGAAAUCAACAAUGUCGGCUUCCAAGUCCUCUUCGCCCUCAUCGGCGUCGGCAUGGUACUCGGCAGCAUUUGGUUCUUCUUCUGGGCCAAGAACGGCGGCUUCCACUGGAAGAAAGAUGACUGGGACGACUACAAAUCCACAGUCUUGCGACGCAAGGGGCCAGACGGAAAGACCUUGUCAAACGCCACCAAGAGCACGAGACUAGGCGGCGGUAGCGUAGUUCACGGAGGCAGCUACGGCAACACUGAGACGGUCAGCGACGGCUACACGGACGAGACCGGCACAUCAGCCGACUCGAACGAGAUGCGCGAAGCGGAAGCCGGCCAGCGCCACGGCUUCGGCAUCCGCGGCGGCGACGCCCGCAAGCAUCGCAAGGAGAGCAGCAGCACCAAGCACAAGGACCCCGAGCUGCGCGAGUACCGCCACGAGAAGGCCGCGCGCGUGGGCGGGCUGAACCGCGCGCACGACGGCACCUACCACGACUACUCCAACAGCUCCGACAUCUCGCAACAGCCCCUCGUCCAGCCCAAGAAAACCGACAAGAAAGCCCAGGAGAAACGCGCCAAAGAAGCCAGGCGCUCCGAGAAGAAAGCCCACGCCGCCGAGGAAAAGGCACGCAAGGAGGCCGAGAAGGCUAGCAAGAAGAACAAGACGGCCAAGCCGGCCGCCAAACAACCCGAGAUGGCCGCGGCCGUUACCCUCGCUGAACCCGCUGGAGCCUCUGCCUCGAGACCUGUUGGCGCGCCGGCCUCUGUCCCGCACCCCGACGCUCUCCACGCCGCGCGCCGUGCUGCCCCGUCGGCUGCCUACUCCUUCAUUUCUGGCGACGACACUAACACGGUCUACACUGGGGCGUACACAGUACCCUCCGCGCCAUCUGAGGCCGACAAUUCGUACUACUCGUCCUACCGCCCGCACGCGGCAGCUCAAUCCCAGGCGCGCGACCGUGAAGCCCGCCCUGAGUCGCACUCGCGUCAGUCGUCGCCGCGCAAGCAGCAUCGGUCGUCGCGCCAGUCACCAGCUGCGUCUGACAUCUUCAGCGAUGGCACUCAAGAGACGGGCACCAAGAGCUAUCCGUGCUACAUCCCUGGCCUCAGCGCUGGCAGCGUCGGCGUGAGCGAGAGCGUGAGCCAAGUUGGUGGACGGAGUGAGAGACAGGGGCGUGAGAGCCCGAGGAAGGGGAGGGAUGUGAUGGAUGGGUAUAGGCGGGGUGGUGUGAGGGGACGGAGGGACAGUUUGAGCGAUAGUGACUCGUGAGGGAGACGAGAGGGAGUGGUGUGUUUUGAUGGAGCUGGACGUGAGCGUUGUAUGAUGGAGAUGGAUGGCGUAUACCACGGCUUUUUGUCGGUGUCGGCGUUUUGGGACCUGGGUAUACUCCAGACUGCACGACUGUGUAGCAUGGCAUGGUAUAGCAUAGGCAUGAAUGGAGCUGGGAUGAAUCGAGAUGGGAUUGGACGACGACUGUAUGUAUGUAGAAAACAAACACACAAUCAAACAAACAAACGUACAAAUUCGUACGGUUAAAAGAAGCAAAAAGCCG